AGCCAAGCAUAGUUAAUAGUUGCAAGUCUCUUUGUUUCUCAGUGGCUUUGAGAGAGUUGAGUGAAAAUGAAGGCAUCAUAUUCAUACAUUGCAAUUGCAUUGUGCCUUGUGGUUGUGGUGUUGUUGGGCAAAGCAGAUGUUUCAAUGGCAGUAACAUGCAACCCAACAGAACUAAGUCCCUGUGCAGGAGCAAUAACUUCUUCAACUCCUCCAUCCACAAUAUGCUGCACCAAGAUCAAGCAACAGAAGCCCUGCCUCUGCCAGUAUCUCAACAACCCCAACCUCAAGAAGUUUGUCAACACCCCAAAUGCCAGGAAAGUUGCUAGGACUUGUGGCACUCCCUUCCCCAAGUGCUAGCUACAUACAUCCAUGGAUGAUUGCAUCAUGUCUCACAAACACCUUCAGCAAUGCAAUCAAGGGGAGGGACUUAUAUAUAUAUAUUAUAUAUGUGUGUGUUUGUGUGCGCGUGCACACGUAUCUUUAUCUUGCUCAUUAAUUAGUUCCAUGAUUUGCCUAAUAGAUAUUAGAAAGAGUUAACUCAUAUGUGCUUAAUUUGGUGUGUUUUAUUUUAUGGCAUAUUAAUAUCCAUCUGUAUUCUAUAAGCUAUGUAUUUUAGUAAAAGGCACUACUUGUUGUUACAUGCCACAUGCCAGCA
Messenger RNA from Prunus mume (Japanese apricot), 655 nucleotides. The record is from RefSeq and is a predicted model, not a curated record. Lineage: Eukaryota; Viridiplantae; Streptophyta; Magnoliopsida; Rosales; Rosaceae.